GAGAGCGCCGGCGGGGUCACGAUCGACUGGAGCGACGGCCACCAGAGCGCCUUCGAGGGCGAGUGGCUGCACGAGCGCGCUUUCUCGCCCACAGCUCGUGCUCGCCGGCGCAACCAGUUCGCCUUCGCCAGAGAGCCGUGGGGAGCCGACCAUACCAUGGCCGAGUACGACUACAACACACUCCUGAAGGACGACAAGGUGCUGCUGGACUGGCUCAUCACGAUGGAGAAGAAGGGCUCGGCGAUGGUCAAGAACGCCCCCGACAGAGACAUCGCCGGACCCGAACUCAUCGAACACGUCGCCUACGUGAAGCCCUCCCACUACGGGCCUCAUUCUCCCGUCAUCAACCGCCCGAAUUCGAACAACGUAGCCUUCACAAACGCCAAGCUCGGAAUGCACAACGACCUCGCCCAGUAUGAACACAUGCCCGGGAUCAUCUUCAUCCACUGCGUGAAGCAACACGUCGGCACCGGCGGGGAGAGCGUGGUUUCCGAUGGCCUCUACGCCGCGGAGAUCGCUGGACGAAACCACGAAGCCUUCAAUAUCCUGACAUCCACCGACGCCUAUUUCUGGGACAAGGGGCAGGCCAACUACAGCUGGGAGAUGCCCGAGUUCUAUAAGAUCUCGAGGCAUCCCAUUCUCACGUUGAACAGCAACAAGGAAGUCUGCCGCGUGUCCGUGAACAACGCCGUACGAGACUCCUACCUCGACCUCCCCGCCCACCGUGUCAAGGAAUUCUACGCCGCCAUGAAACUCUACAACGACAUCUUGUACGACAAUUCUCUCUCCUUCAAGAUGGACACGGGUGACAUGAUGACCUUGGACAACGUGCGCUGCCUCCACGGGCGCGAGGGAUACGAGGCCUUCAGCGAGCGCCACAUCGAGUCCUCCUACCUGGACUGGGACGAGGCUCGCUGCCGUCGGCGCCGCCUGCAGGAGGAGUUCGGCGUCGCGGACUUGAAAUAAAAUGAUUUUUUUUUUUUUUUUUUUUUUUUUUUUUUUUUUUUUUUUUUUUUUUUUUUUUUUUUUUUUUGCUUUGAGGAAAUUAAUGGCGACACAUCAUGGAGUUUAGAGCUUGUAAUGCUAGGAUAUUUUGCGUUUCUCGUUUGAUUUAUGUGAUUAUAUUCUUUUAUAAUUUAUGAUGAUAUAUAGGUGUUUCUGUACUUGGAUUUUACAAUAAAAUUCAGUAAUAUUUUC
Penaeus vannamei (Pacific white shrimp) is the source of this 1197-nucleotide messenger RNA. Lineage: Eukaryota; Metazoa; Arthropoda; Malacostraca; Decapoda; Penaeidae. The record is from RefSeq and is a predicted model, not a curated record.